Notolabrus celidotus (New Zealand spotty) is the source of this 3470-nucleotide messenger RNA. It is a transcript of the gene exoc8, whose product is annotated as exocyst complex component 8. Bases 146 to 2206 code for a protein of 686 amino acids. Lineage: Eukaryota; Metazoa; Chordata; Actinopteri; Labriformes; Labridae. Gene Ontology annotation, cellular component: exocyst. The record is from RefSeq and is a predicted model, not a curated record. Gene Ontology annotation, biological process: intracellular protein localization; Golgi to plasma membrane transport; exocytosis. The transcript is spliced from 4 exons.
UCAGGGUGUCAACCACUACACCACUUCCGGUUUGGGUUGUUGUGGAUAUGAACCGAGAAGAGUCGAUGAACUCUUCUUACUUCAGCAUUUUAACCUGAUUUCUCGACACUUUUGUUUUAUUAAGUUGACUUAUAAAACAUAGAAGAUGUCGGAGACGGGGAACCGACUCCGGAAGCUGCUCGAAUCUCCUAAUUUCGACCCUCAAAACCACGUCAAGCAUCUGUCCCAGCAGUCCGAUGGCGACAGAGACCUGCAGGAGCACCGUCAGAAGAUCCAGAACCUGGCCGACGAGACUGCUCAAAACCUGAAGAAGAAUGUCUACAAGAACUACAGACAGUUCAUCGAGACAGCCAAGGAGAUCUCGUACCUGGAGAGCGAGAUGUACCAGCUGAGUCACAUCCUGACUGAGCAGAAGAGCAUCAUGGAGAGCAUCACUCAGGCCCUCCUGUCCACAGACAAGGAUGAAACCUCCAAAGAGAUGCAGGCUGCCUUCCCUAAAGAGACAGAGGAGGUGAAGCAGAGGACACUCACCUCUCUGCUGGAGAAAGUGGAGGGAGGUAAAAACAUCAUGGACACCCCAGGGAGGCACCUGGUGUACAAUGGUGACCUCGUAGAGUUUGAUGUUGACAACAUGUCCCAGAUCCAGAAGGUGCACGCGUUCCUCAUGAACGACUGCCUGUUGAUCUCCACUUGGCUGCCGAACCGCAGAGGAGCUGUGAAGUAUAAAUACAACGCUCUGUACGACCUGGAGAGCUUCGCUGUCGUCAAUGUGAAAGACAACCCUCCCAUGAAGGACAUGUUCAAGAUCCUCAUGUUCCCGGACAGCCGCAUCUUCCAAGCGGAGAACAGCAAGAUCAAGAAGGAGUGGCUGGAGAUCCUGGAUGAGACGAAGAAGAACAAAGUCUCCAAGGACAAGCACAUAAAAGAGGAGGAGGUCCCGACUUCGCCUGUGAGAACCGAGGUGUCCACCAACCCUUUCGACGUGGAGGAUGAUGAACCGUCAGUCGUCGAGGAAAACGUGGACCUCAGCUUGGAGUGGAUCCAGGAGCUCCCGGAGGAUCUGGACGUCUGUAUAGCUCAGAGAGACUUUGAGGGUGCUGUGGAUCUCCUGGACAAGCUGAAUGAGUACCUCAAAGACCAGCCGGUCACCCCGAGGGUGAAAGAGCUGAGGGGGAAGGUGGAGGAGCGUGUGAGGCAGCUGACGGAGGUGCUGGUGUUCGAGUUGUCUCCAGAUCGGUCGCUUCGGGGUGGACCCAAGGCCACCAGGAGGGCCGUGUCCCAGCUGAUCAGACUAGGCCAGUCCACCAAAGCCUGCGAGCUGUUCCUCAAGAACCGAGCUGCCGCGGUCCAAACAGCCAUACGUCAGCUUCGCAUAGAGGGCGCCACGCUCCUCUACAUCCACAAACUCUGCAACAUCUUCUUCACCAGCCUGCUGGAGACCGCCAAAGAGUUCGAGAUGGACUUCGCAGGGAACACAGGCUGCUACUCCGCCUUCGUGGUGUGGUCCAGGACGGCCAUGAGGAUGUUUGUGGACGCCUUCAGCAAACAGGUCUUUGACAGUAAGGAGAGCCUGUCCACAGCAGCAGAGUGCGUCAAAGUAGCGAAGGAGCACUGUCAGCAGCUCACAGAGAUCGGUCUGGACCUUACCUUCACUCUGCAGUCGCUGCUUGUCAAAGACAUCAAGGCGGGUCUGCUCAGCUACAAAGACAUCAUCAUGGAGGCCACUAAGCACCGAAACUCAGAGGAGAUGUGGAGGAGGAUGAACCUCAUGACGCCCGAGGCUCUGGCUAAACUCAAGGAUGAAAUGCGUACCUGCGGCAUGGGCAGCUUCGAGCAGUACACCGGUGACGACUGCUGGGUGAACCUGAGCUACACCAUCGUGGCCUUCACCAAGCAGAUGAUGAGCUUCCUGGAGGAGGGCCUGAAGCUCUACUUCCCCGAGCUGCACAUGGUGCUCCUGGAGAGCCUGAGGGAGAUCAUCCUGGUGGCCGUGCAGCACGUGGACUACAGCCUGCGCUGCGAGCAGGACCCCGAGAAGAAGACCUUCAUCAUGCAGAACGCCAGCUUCCUUCACGACACCGUGCUGCUGGUGGUGGAGCGGAGGUUCGAGGAGGGAGUGGGGAAGCCCGCCAAGCAGCUGCAGGACCUGAGGAAGAGCACCAAGCCCAUGAGGAUCAACGUGGACAGCACCACGUCUCUGGUCUGAGAGGGGACAAAGACUGCUUUACAGGAUGGUGGACAAUAACAACAUCGAAUCGUGAUUUAAAAGGCUGUUCUGGAAAUUUCAACACAAUGGAAUAAAUAAUUGCUAGAUAUUUGCUUUAAGAUUGCAGGACAAGAAAUGAAAGUACUAACCAACACAAAAACCCUCACUUCUACAGGCUAAUAAUGAUUUAAAAAAAUCAACUAAUAUUGGUUUUAUUUUCAAAUAUCCUCAUUGCUGUAUCUUCUAUUUGCUCUUGAGCCAUGACCAUGCUCUUGUUUAAUGUCAUGAUGUUAUAAUGAGCAACAAUUUACCCUUAAAUUUGUGUUAUGGUGCAAUUAAUAACUGAUUCUAAGAACACAUUUCAGACACAGAUCAUUUCUGAUCAGACAGGAAAAGUGUAAUCCAGUUUUUUGCACGUGUGACCCUUUUCUUUUUGAGAUUUAUGUCAAAACUGCAAAUGAGACAAGAUGAAAUCGUGUUAAAAUGAAACCAUCAAAAAUGAAUUAUUAUGCCGCCAGUAAGUUCGGAAAAACUGCAAGAGACUCAAAUCUUACCAAGUGUUUUGUUGAAUUUCUUGUCCAGAUAUCACAUUACACUAAAUUUAAGCCAUGAUGACAUGACAAGUCCAGAUGUGAAUCUUACUUCAAGAAUUUAAGAGCCAAAAUGAAGUUAAAUCCUUAGAUAGAUGUCGUAAGGUUAAAUUGUUGCUAACGCAGAAAGCUAACAUUUACAGAUAUGUUUCUUUAAAGCCCCGGUGAGGUUUCAGCUGGUUAUAAAACAGAGUGAUUUAAACAGAGAUGCCUCUUUAUGAUCUACAAAAACAGCAGGCUGAGAUUUUCUUUAUUUAGAGAACAGAAUCAGCAAAGAGAUAUGAGAUAUAACUUUGUCCACAGGGGGCGCCAAAAUCAUCAAAAACGGCUACUUCCUCUAAAGAGCUUUAAGGAAGUGUUUCUUGUUUUUGUAAUAUCUUUAAAGAAGAUUUCAGUCUGGACUUGUCUGCUCAAUAAGAUAUUUUGACACUUGUUAAUAUUUGAGUUAUUGCAGUUUACUGUAACAUGAUGUUUAAUUCAAACUCACACAGCUUUGAUUCUGAAGCCACAGCUCAGUUAUUGACACUAAACUCUUAGCGAGUACAAGAGGACUGAUUAAAAGGGACGACUGAGAAGCUGAUAUGCACUUGUUGAUGUUCACUGUUGUUAUAGUUAAGGGUUGUGUUUUAGAAAGACGCUUUAACUUGAAUAAAGAUCAUUAUGUCAAAGAGAAA